AUGAAAGAAUAGCUCUAAACAAAUUAAACAUAUGGUACUUAUUAAUCAUUAAAUUAAGACGAAACUCCUGCAGAAACUGUGUUAGAACGAGACGUUUAAUAAAACCAAAUGAAAUAUUCAAUAGCGAUGUUUUUAUGUGGUCUAAUCAAUAAUACAGGAUAUGUGUUAGUAGCCACUUCAGCCUAAUCAAUUGCCAAACAUUUUGACAAGGAAUCCUUUAUGAGUGCAUUCAAUUUUUCUUUAAUCUUCCUAUCCAUUGGAAUGGUCUUCAUGAAUGCAAAACUAUUUAUCAAAAUAUAACAUAAGAAAAGAAUUUAUGUUGCUAUAUCACUAUCCGCUGUGAGUUUCAUUAUCAUAGCAGUAUGCACCACAAUUGAAUAGGAUUACGCAUUCUACAUUUCCCUCUUAGGAGCUACUUUGUGUGGUUGCAUGUAAUCUUUUGGAGAAGCCACAAUGCUUGGUUAUAGUAAAUCAUUUAGCUCAUCUUUGAUUGGAUUUUGGAGUUCAGGAACAGGAUUUGCAGGAAUCUUUGGAUCCGGAUUUUUCUUAGUUCUUAGAGCCCUUAAAUUUACUGAUUUCUGGAUAUUUAUAACAGCUAUUCCCUUUUUAUUAAUAUAUCUAUACAAUUUUACAUGGUUAGAUAACAAAAGAAAAAGUUUAUAAAAAGUUUAAUUGGUGGAGGAGGAAGAAGAUGAUAGCACAGACAACUUAUAAAUGAGUUUUGAAAACAUGAAAUAUGUCGUUAAUUUAGCAUGGACAUACUCCUUAAAUUUAGGAGCAGUCUAUUUUUUUGAAUACUUUGUAUUAACUUGUUGGGCAGAUCGUGCCAAUCCAGCCCAAACUGAUGGAAAUUACUUUUAAAAUAAUGCUUAUGCUAUUCUGGCAUUCUGUUAUUAAAUUGGUGUAUUCGUAUCAAGAUCAUCACUCAAAAUUAUAUAAAUUAAAAAUGUUACUUUAUUAACUAUCAUUUAAGGAGUCAAUUGCGGAUUGUGGGCAGCAAUAGCUAUAGCAUAUUAUUAUUCAAAUUAUCAAUUAAAUAUUGCAAUACAAAUUUGUUUGAUGUUAUGGGUUGGAUUAAUGGGAGGAGCAAGUUACGUUAAUGUCAACUAUCUUAUAGUUUCUGGAACAUUCUUGCCUAAAAAUUGUAAAGAAUUGUGCAUGUGCAUAAAUUCUAUGACAAAUAAUACAGGAAUUAUGUUUGCAACACUGUUCGCUAUGGCAAUCAGUAAUUUUUGGCUUAAAUGA
Molecule: messenger RNA, 1245 nt
Organism: Paramecium tetraurelia
Lineage: Eukaryota; Ciliophora; Oligohymenophorea; Peniculida; Parameciidae
Exons: 5
Cellular component (GO): membrane
Source: RefSeq, a predicted model, not a curated record